AUGGCCGAAGAGAACAAGACUUUCAGCUUCUCAAAAGAAGAAGAGAAGGUCAUCGAGCAAUGGGAUCAGGAUGAUACAUUCCAGAGAUCCCUUGAGUUGACCAAAGACUUCCCAAGAUUCGCUUUUUUCGAUGGUCCUCCAUUUGCAACGGGAACCCCCCACUACGGCCAUAUGUUGGCCUCCACCGUCAAGGAUAUUAUCCCACGUUACGCAACCAUGAAUGGUUACCACGUGGAGAGAAGAUUUGGCUGGGACACCCACGGCUUGCCUGUCGAGCAUGAGAUCGACAAGAAGUUGGGUAUUACUGGAAAGGAAGACGUUAUGAAGAUGGGUAUUGACAAGUACAACGCCGAAUGUCGUUCCAUUGUCAUGAGAUACGCUGACGAGUGGAGAAGAACCAUUCGCAGAUUGGGUCGUUGGAUUGACAUGGACAACGACUACAAGACCUUGUACCCAGAAUUUAUGGAGUCUGUGUGGUGGGCCUUCAAGGAACUCUACAAGAAGGACUCUGUGUACCGUGGAUUAAGAGUCAUGCCAUACUCUACUGGCUGUACUACUCCUUUGUCCAACUUCGAGGCCCAGCAGAAUUAUAAGGAUGUCAACGAUCCUGCUGUUACCAUUGGUUUCCCAUUGGUGGACGACGAGAACACCUGGUUGGUUGCCUGGACCACCACUCCAUGGACCUUGCCUUCUAACAUUGCUCUUGCUGUCAACCCUAAACUUGAGUACACUAAGAUCUACGACGAGGACAAGAAGAGACACUACAUCUUGUUGGAGAGCUUGUUGAAGACCUUGUACAAGAAGCCUGCUGCUGCCAAGUACAAGGUUGUGGAGAAGAUCAUGGGUAAGGACUUGGUGGGUCUUAAGUACGUGCCAAUGUUCGACUACUUCUAUGAGCAGUUCAAGGACCAUGCUUUCACCGUUAUUGGUGCAGACUACGUUACUGACGAUUCCGGUACAGGUGUGGUCCACCAGGCUCCAGCCUUUGGUGAGGCGGAUUUUGCUGCUGCCACCGAAUCCGGUCUUAUCAAUGAGAAGAGAACCCCUCCAAACCCAGUUGAUGACAACGGUAAGUUCACCAGCGAGGUGUCCGACUUUGCUGGUGUCUACGUCAAGGAUGCAGACAAGUUGAUCAUUAAGCACUUGACCGAGAACGGCCGUAUGUUGCUCUCUACCCAGCUUAUGCACUCGUACCCAUUCUGUUGGAGAUCCGACACCCCAUUGUUGUACAGAACUGUGCCAGCUUGGUUUGUCCGUAUUGGUGAGAUCAUUCCUCAGAUGUUGGACAACGUGAACAAAACUAACUGGGUUCCUGCCAACAUCAAGGAGAAGAGAUUCUCGAAUUGGAUUGCUAACGCUAGAGACUGGAACAUCUCCAGAAACAGAUAUUGGGGUACUCCAAUCCCAUUGUGGGUCAGUGAAGACUUUCAGGAAAUUGUUUGUGUUGGCUCCAUUGAGGAGUUGAGAGAGUUGUCUGGUAACCCUGACAUCACUGACAUCCACAGAGACAGUAUUGACCACAUAACUAUUCCUUCCAAACAGGGUAAGGGCCAAUUGAAGAGAAUUGAAGAGGUUUUCGACUGUUGGUUCGAGUCUGGUUCUAUGCCUUACGCUUCCCAGCACUACCCAUUCGAGAAGAAGGACACUUUCCACAGUGGUUUCCCUGCCAACUUCAUUUCUGAAGGUUUGGACCAGACCAGAGGUUGGUUCUACACUUUGACUGUUUUGGGUACUCACUUGUUCAACACUGCUCCAUACCAGAACGUCAUUGUUUCCGGUAUUGUGUUGGCUGCUGAUGGUAAGAAGAUGUCUAAGCGUUUGAAGAACUACCCAGACCCAGGUCUUAUCUUGGAGAAGUAUGGUGCUGACGCCUUGAGAUUGUACAUGAUCAACUCUCCGGUAUUGAGAGCUGAGACCUUGAAGUUCAAAGAAGAGGGUGUCAAGGAGGUCGUUUCCUCUGUUUUGUUGCCAUGGUACAACUCUUUUAAGUUCUUGAAGGAUGCUGCUGAUCUCUUCGAGAAGGAGAACGGUACUGCUUUCGUCUACGACACUUCUUUGUCCUCUGACAAUGUCAUGGACAGAUGGUUAUUGGCUUCCAUUCAAUCCUUGGUCAAAUUCGUGCACGAGGAGAUGCAGAGCUACAGAUUGUACACUGUCGUUCCUAAGUUGUUGAACUUGAUUGACAACUUGACCAACUGGUACAUUCGUUUCAACCGUCGUCGUAUCAAGGGUGAUACUGAGCUUGGACUUGAAGACACCAAGAAGGGUCUUAACACUUUGGCUGAGGCUUUGUUCAUUUUGUCCAGACUUAUGGCUCCAUUCACUCCAUUCUUGGCUGAUGGUAUUUACCAGAGAUUGAAGCCUUUCUUUUCUCAGGAAGAGUUGGAGAAGUACGCUGUGAACCAGGAGAUCAAGGAUAUUCGUUCCGUCCACUUCUUGUCUUACCCUACCGUCAGAGAGGAGUGGUUCGACUCUGCUAUUGAGGUCGCCGUCUCAAGAAUGCAAAAGGUCAUCGAUUUGGGUCGUAACAUCAGAGAAAAGAAGUUGAUUUCAUUGAAAACCCCAUUGAAGGAGAUGGUCAUCUUGAAUGCUGACCCUGAGUACUUGAAGGACAUCGAGUCUUUGAAGAGCUACAUCACAUCUGAAUUGAAUGUCAGAAACAUUGUCAUCACCUCUGAUGAGGCUGCAUACGGCGUCCAGUACACAGCUGUUGCUGAUUGGCCAGUUCUCGGUAAGAAGUUGAAGAAGGAUGCAAAGAGAGUCAAGGCUGCCUUGCCAAAGGUUUCUUCUGAGGAGGUCAAGCAGUUUGCUGAGACCGGUAAGCUUACUGUUGAUGGUAUUGACUUGAUCAGCGAAGACUUGCAGGUCCAGCGUGGCUUGCCAGAGGAGCAGACCGCCUCUGGUCAUGAGGCCAGAGCUGAGAAGGAUGUCUUGAUUAUUUUGGAUGUCAACUCCUACCCUGAGUUGCAGAGCGAAGGUUUGGCCAGAGAAUUGAUCAACCGUAUCCAGAGAUUGCGUAAGAAGGCUGGAUUGAAUGCUACUGAUGAAGUUAACGUCGAGUAUGACUUGGUGAAGGACACCAUCAACUUCGAGAGCGUUGUGAAAGACAACUCCGAACUUUUGGUCAAGUGUACCAAGAGACCAUUGUCGACUUUCUCCUCUGCUUCUGAUAAUGCAGUCAUUAUUACCGAGGAGCAAUCCAUCAACGAUACCACUUUCGCUUUGAGAUUGUUGAAGCUUUAG
Sungouiella intermedia is the source of this 3243-nucleotide messenger RNA. The record is from the annotation of a GenBank genome assembly. Lineage: Eukaryota; Fungi; Ascomycota; Pichiomycetes; Serinales; Metschnikowiaceae.